AUGGCCAAGUCGUCUGCGACUCCUUCCGCACCCUCCACAUCUACCCAACAGGAUGGCGCAGACUUCCGACCCAGCACGACCUUCUGGAAUCGUACGGUCAAUUUCACGCUCAUGCUGACCGGCCAAAUGUCACCUGCUGGGCAGAAAAGGUACUGGGCCGAUGCAGAUGAGCGGUACAGCGAGUUCGACUGCAAACGGUGCGAGCGGGAUAGAGACUACCUGUUAAAAUACUCUCCUACCAUUCGGUUCAUGAACGAGAACAUACGGAAACUCGGUGGAGAGCUAGGCCCGCAGAAUAUCCAUUGCAGGACGUGUCGAGGAGAGGAAGAAGCCAUGCAAGGCGGGUUUGAUCACAAGUACGGGAUUAAAAUUUGUGCCAACUGGGUCCAAGAACGGUCACAACUGGAGGAUGUGCUGGCACAUGAGAUGGUGCAUGCAUACGAUCAUCUGCGGUUCAAGACUAACUUGACGGAGGAAGAUGAUUUGAGGCAUGCGGCUUGUUCAGAGGUCAGCCGAACGCAGCCACUCAAAGGCAACUUGACUAAUGAGAUGGAGCAGAUCCGAGCCAGCAAUCUCAGCGGCGAAUGUCGCUGGGCAAACGAGUUCUUCCGCAACAAAGUUCUUUCCUUCACCCAGCAUCAGCAAGACUGCGUUCGGCGGAGAGCAGUCCUUUCAGUGAGAGGUCGGCCCGGCUGCAAAGACGAUGUGCAUGCAGUGAAAGUGGUCAAUGAAGUGUGGGACAGCUGCUUCCGGGAUACCAGACCAUUUGAUGAGAUAUACCGGUGA
Molecule: messenger RNA, 786 nt
Organism: Cladophialophora yegresii CBS 114405
Lineage: Eukaryota; Fungi; Ascomycota; Eurotiomycetes; Chaetothyriales; Herpotrichiellaceae
Exons: 1
Coding region: 1-786 (261 amino acids)
Biological process (GO): mitochondrial proton-transporting ATP synthase complex assembly; mitochondrial protein processing
Cellular component (GO): extrinsic component of mitochondrial inner membrane
Molecular function (GO): metalloendopeptidase activity
Source: RefSeq, a predicted model, not a curated record